Molecule: messenger RNA, 1485 nt
Organism: Setaria italica (foxtail millet)
Lineage: Eukaryota; Viridiplantae; Streptophyta; Magnoliopsida; Poales; Poaceae
Exons: 3
Coding region: 480-983 (167 amino acids)
Source: RefSeq, a predicted model, not a curated record
CUUCGAGGUUGCCCCCCAACAUGAUUCCGGGAUUAUUUUUUGUACCAGCCUCGCAGCCUUGCCAAUCGCAUCGACUGUUGGAGAUGAGUGUGGCAGCCUUUCUCGCGGCACUCUUUUUGUUCCUCCGAGACUUUUUCCCUCUCUAGUUUUUUCCCUCCACAUUGCCACUACCAGAUCAGCUGAGAUCUCACUUUCGAUUCAGUGACUGGCUUUAAGUAGAGAGGCAGCCCAGCUGGACCUCUUCUUUGUAGGCUCUUCUUGGCACUCGGUGAUCGACACUGAGCUCUCGUGAUCCCAGCCCAUGAGCACAGCUGCACAGGCAAACCAUAGUCCAUAGGGCUAGACGCCUAGACCGCUAGAGGCAGCCUCCUUCAGUUCAGAGACGAGCGCAGGGUGCUAGCGCUGAAGCCUCACUGCCUGAAACCGGAAGAUCGACGUCCGAUCGCAUACGACGACGCGAGCGCCUAGCUCGAGCAGCCAUGAGCGGGUCCGGGCAGAGGUCGCGGCCGUGGCCAGGGGACCCCGCGUCCACGCCGUCAGAGCCAGCCGCCGCGGUGGCCGCGGCCGCGGACGCGAGAGGCGAGGCGUCCACGCUCAGGGACUUCGGCACGUCCAUGGACGCCAUCUCCUUCGGGUUCGCGGCCACGGCCAUCCUCAUCUCCCUCUUCCUCCUCAUGGCCAUCUUCGAGCACCUCAUCAAGCCCCGGGCCUUCCCGCCGGACUCCCCCGACGCCGGCAGGCCCCGCGCCGUCCGCCACCGGCACGGCCGCUCGCCCGGCAAGCUCCGGAGCCCGCCCAUGCACUGCUCGUCUUUCCAUCUCCAUUCGCUGCACGCCUUGCCGGUGACGGCAGGCCAUAGGCGCGACGAUGCAGGCGGCGGCCGCAGCCACAACGGGUUUCACGGACCACGAGAAGCGCCAUCGACGCGAGCUCGCCGCCCCCGUCCCCACCUCCGUGAGCCUAGCAGCGGUGGAGCACGCUGAGGCGGAGAAGAUCGCGAACAGCUAGGCCAAGUCCAAUCACCUGGAGAACGCCAAGGCCAUCUGUGUUCUUCCUUCCAGUACGAUAAAUCGAAACGGCGGGUGCUCGGAGGCAGCCUGGUUAGAUGAGAUCCAAUUAUAGAUGAGGCGUGUCGAAUCAAAUCGGAGUACAAUCAGGAGGUUAGCGACAAGGGCGACGGGUAGAGACAAGCAGGGCGGCGAGGCUGACGGGGGGAAUUCCCUGACGGGGUGGCCGUGGAGCUGGGCGGAGGCGUCGGAAGCCAGCGUCGCCUGUUCUUAUGCGUGAAAUGAAAGGGGCAAAAAUGGAAAACUGGAUACGGGAUAAACUCCAGCGUCAAAUAUUUCGACUCCUUUCUCUUUCAACUUGCGAGCGUCAAAUAAAACGAUACGGAGGAGUACCAUGCAGUGCGCGUGCACGCUACUUUCUGGGCUGCCAUCUCGGCAUGGUCUGGCUGUUUCUGAUGUAAAAAUCUUUGGCGUGAUA